GCGACCGUGGCCCGUCCACGGAGACGCCCAGUUGCCAGUAGUAGUACGUACUUGCGCUGUCGACGGGCAGACAGACUUGCAACCCCGCAGCAUGAACUACUUGCACCGACUCGUGCUGCUGGCGGUCGCCAUCGCAUUGGUCGCGGCGGCGACCAACAGCAGCGUGACCGAGGUCCUGCCACCGACCACGAGUGUGCGGCAGCUGGACGGAGGCAGUAAUGGGACAACCACGGAUCCGCCAACGCCGGCCCCAACGCCCGCGCCAACACCCGCGCCGACGCCUGCGCCAACACCCGCGCCGACGCCCGCGCCAACACCUGCACCGACGCCCGCGCCAACACCUGCCCCGACGCCAGCGCCAACACCCGCGCCGACACCCGCGCCGACACCUGCCCCGACGCCCGCACCGACGCCCGCACCGACGCCUGCGCCGACGCCUGCGCCAACACCUGCACCGACGCCAGAGCCGACCCCAUCCCCAUCUACAUCACCGCCGACGACCGUAACACCUACGCCCACAACGGUCACGCCAGAACCGUCAACAUCGUCCGUACCGACCACAACGCUUGCAGAAACAAGUGCGCCGCCAACCGAGGUCCCGACGCCAAGCCUCCGCGCGACGUCCGACCUCAACCAAGCUACAAGUACACCGCCCGUCUCGGCCGCCUCCGGAUCGGACACCAAGACUAGCAGCAUGCUCUGGGUCAUUCUUGUCGGUAGCUUUGCAGCGCUGCUCUUGUGCUUCCUCGUCGUCUUUAUUGGCAUCCGCCGGGCGGCGGCCCGCGCUGCUGACGGCGACGAUGACCACAUCUCGGCCGCGUCGUAUGCCCACAAGUACCCAGGACGACCGACCGGCGACCUCGGUGAGGAGAACGAGCCGCUCGAUACCUCGCGCCUCGGGCCGCACGUCGCGCUCUUCUCGCCGGCCGGAAGCCAGUCGACGGCAACGCCGUACUACCAAAUGCCUGCGCCGCCGACCCACUCGUUUAGCAGCUCGUCCAACGCUCGACCGUCGACGGUGGUGCCGCCACCGCCGGCGCCAAUCUCGGCGCUCGCAUCGCCGCGCUACUCGGCCCAUAGCUUCCACACGCCGUCCGUCGAGUACUCGCCGUCGGCCAAGUCGACCGGCUCGUCGACCAUGCAGGACAACCUGUGGCAGUCGGCCAUGGAGUCGUCGGUGCUGGCGACGCCGGUCAACAACAGCAACGCGGCAGUGCGCCACACGUGGCACGACGACUCGUCGUUCGAAGACUCGAGCUCGGACACGGUCAGGUCGCGCAUCUCGAGCUUUAGCGACGACAGCGACUCGUUCCAGACCGACUCGUUCAUGACGUCGUCCGACCCGCAGAGCUCGUCGUUCCACACGCAGUCGUUCCACACAGCGCCGACGACCAACAGCAGCCUCAGCCCGUCGUCGCGACCGUUGGCCACCAGCGCCGUGCACUAACGACGCCGCCAUGGUCCUUGUCAUCAUAUAUUCUCGUUGUCUAAAAGUCGUCGAACGGUCUAUACCACAAUCCUACUCAGUAAACUACUUGUACCG
Molecule: messenger RNA, 1543 nt
Organism: Saprolegnia parasitica CBS 223.65
Lineage: Eukaryota; Oomycota; Saprolegniomycetes; Saprolegniales; Saprolegniaceae
Exons: 1
Coding region: 92-1447 (451 amino acids)
Source: RefSeq, a predicted model, not a curated record